AUGGGAUCCCCCGUCAACUUUUUCCAAAAGAGCCCUGUCGUGGACCACUAUGUUCCUUUGGCGUUGUUUAUUUCGACUUGUCAAUGGAUCUACAACAUCCUUCUCCAGUACCUCGGCGGAUCGUCUUCCAAGACUUCAGUGAUUCACUCGCCGCAAGCGCUUUGGCUGAUUCCGCUGCUUCUUAUCGGGACAUUCUUUUUUUCCGCGUUUGCACAUUGGGCGCUCUUCCUCUGCUACAACCAGGUGAUGCAGCAACCACGGCAAAGAAACCACGCUAAACCUCGUCGAUGGAGAGCACCUCUCUUGGGACUGUGGGCGGCCCUGUGUCUGAUCGUGGCUCGCGUCGGGAUCGUCGGACUAGUGCUUGUUCAGGGUGGGUACUGGUCCAUUCCCAUCGGGAUUUUGUUAGCCGUUCCAGAGACGGUGGCCAUGAUGUCUGUUAUUAUGUUCUUUCUCAAAACCAUGUGGCAACAGUGGCGUACGGAUCGGGUCAACAAGAGCGUCAGCGCAAAGGGAAUCAUGGGAGGGACCGCUGUUGAAAGCGGAGGGGAAAGCGAUGGCGGAGGUAAAAAAGGGGCCGAUCUUUCCAGAUCAUCGUCUACCGCGCAGCUUUGGGACUCCAAUGCUGGAUCGUCCACGAUGCCAGCUAUGAUACCGGAGAACCCUCGGGACGACUUCUUCAACAUCUCAAGCUUUUAUCACCGGGCGUAUGUCAAGUCAUUGUUGACUGCAGAGCGCGACUUCAGGGAGGCCGCUGGAAGCAUGUAUGGCCAGUCGACCAUUGGAUCCGACAAGAAUAUGUACCAGUACCUCAACCCGAUAGCCACUCAAGGGACUGAGCCUGGCAGCCGAUACACGGGUUCCACGCUCAACACCACUAUCUCACUUGCCAGCUCUUCUGGAACUCAGUACACCCACCACCCGACAGAGUACGAUUUCAAUAUCCAUCAAGACCCAAAGCGACUCUCGCCAAUGUCGCCCCCAGGAGGGCAAGAGCCAGGCAGGCUUCAUUUUCCGUUUCGAAAGCAGAUGCAGGCGAUACCCGGCCGGAAUGGAACCUCAUCUGAAAAGUCGACAACUGUACCGUCCUCAUCAUCAUCGUCAUCCUCUGCCGCAUCAAAGCGCCCGCCUAUGAGCAGGAACAAGGCCAGCAGUCAGCGGGGUGGCGUCAGUUCUCACAAGCUGACAUGGAACUCUGUGACAACGUCAUACACAGCAACCUCGGCUGCACAACCCAUGACAGGCGCUGCUCCAACACCUUCGACUUGGGAGUAUAUCGUCUAUCCAAAACGACAUAUCUGGCCGACAGUCCAAGGCACCUAUCUGCUAAUUGCACGACUCCCACUCCGAAUUCUAGUGGCUGUUUUGACUACGAUGGUGCUCUGCUACGAUGUCUUGCUCAGCAUAGGCGCAGCAGAGACGGUGCUGGCUGUUCCUGUUUCGUGUAUCCUGGGCUCCUUGGCCUAUCCGGGUCGUAGCCAAUUUGACAACACCAUGAACGUCGCCCGAGCUAUGCAUACAGUCAAUUUGGUGCUUGUGGUCGUCCUGCUGCCUGCUGUUGUUAUUAUCACAGUUUUGCAUCAAGUGCGCAUGGUUCAAAAGUACAACUGGUGCCUAAGGCUCUUGCGUAUCGGCAACUAUGGGUUUGUUCCUGGUGGUCGAGAAUACACUCAGCAUUUGAAGCACCCAAUGUUGGUCAUUCGGUAUCGGUUCCGGAUGCCUGGAUCUCGUUUCCUCCUCUCGCAUCAACAAUCAGCCCGCGCGGGGUUCCACCAUUGGGAGUUUUUUUGGGCGUUCUUCAAUAUCGUCUUUGGCGCCUUUUCCUUCUGCAAGCGAGUCGUGCUGAGUAUACUUAGCAUGGGAAUCUAUUCAACCAGGAUUGACCUUUGCAUUAUGGGUGGACGGUUUCGACCCUGGGAUGGCGGGUACUCGGCAUUUGUUGGGUUGGUUCUGGCGGAUCAUACUCUCAACAACCCGAUCGUGCUCGAGUUUGUCCAGAUUUUGAGAGACCUGCUUCUAAUACGUCGCCAUCCAAACCUGGCCCAUUAUUACUUGAGGGCUGGCGGACGAGGAGACCAGAUGUCGAACCUGGUUGGUGGUGGCCGAGCUGGGAAAGGCAACGACCGCGACCAGAGACUGAAUAUGAUGAUGAUGCUCAGUCCACAAUCGCCACGACGAGGGGGAGGAUUUGUUGGUGUUGGAGGGGGAUUCAGUGACCGAGAAUUGGCAGAUAUCGAGGAAGGCGAAGAGGCACGCAUGGACGAGCUCUUGAUGUCCAAAUCAUCUGGCUUUGACGGCCAAGGCGCCGGAAUCGCUGUCAAAGGAGGAGCAGCCAUUGUACCAGAGGUGUCUCGGAUCCACCACUACUUUCGACAAGAUCCUCGUGUUGACCGCCAUGGCCAUGGUCCAGCGAAUAUAGCGUCUUCAUCGUCCUCGUCAUCUUCGCCACCACCCGCCUACAACAAUGCCACCGCUGCGGCAGUUGCCAAAAAGAACAACCGGGUCUCCAAGGUUUACACCCCACUUUUGGCUACGCCCACACCUGAGCUGAAUAUGAGCCACGCCGUCAAGAUCCAGGAGGCGCAUCGGAAUCCAGAGUCGGCGGUUUCGGCUGAGCAGAUUCGCCAAAAGAUGUCAGAAGCCAAGUUGCGGUCAAUCCGGGUUCGGAAUCGCUGGUUCCUCUAUGUGACUCUCGUCCGUAACCCGUCCAUCCGGUCUUUGCGUCGGACUAGAGCAGAGGACUAUCUGCAUCCGAUUGGUCACGGCAACGAGUUUUUAGGAACCCAUGAGGAGGAGGCCCUUGCUGAUGUGCAAUGGGACCGAUAA
This is a messenger RNA of Linnemannia hyalina, 2826 nucleotides long. The record is from the annotation of a GenBank genome assembly. Lineage: Eukaryota; Fungi; Mortierellomycota; Mortierellomycetes; Mortierellales; Mortierellaceae.